Messenger RNA from Caenorhabditis auriculariae, 4385 nucleotides. NCBI's taxonomy places the organism in Eukaryota, Metazoa, Nematoda, Chromadorea, Rhabditida, Rhabditidae. The record is from the annotation of a GenBank genome assembly.
AUGUGGCAUAGCACGACUUUGCCAAGGCUUCGUCCAUCGGAUCCUCCUCCACCACCGCCUCAAAAUCGGGCAGUUACGCUCCACAGAAAGAACAGAAACGUGGACGUCGACAAGUUGAGAUGUGACAUCGAUAUUGUAAGUUUUUCAUAAAGUCUUUUUUUGAAUGUGAAACUUUUUCAGUUAUCUCAGCAGUUAAUGAUGGUGAAAGCUCGAUUGGAAUCAACACUUGCCUUACAAGAAGAAGUUGAAGAAGAUGAUAUUUCGAAGGAAAACUCGAACAAAAACUCCGUUCAACAACUCUUAAGGUUUCCUUGGAGGUAUUACAUCUCCGGUUCUAUAUUAGAUACGCAGAGUUGAUUCAACCGAUUCCCGUCUUUCUACAGUUCUUUUUUCACCAACUUCGCCAAAUUCCAUGCGACACACUCCUACGCCAAAACCGACUCUGAUUAAUAUACCAAUAGGUUUCUAUAGAACUUCUGAAAAUUAUGUGAAAAUCAAAUCAAUAAGCAUAGCGUAAAAAAGUCUUACAGGCAACGAUAAACUGAGAAAACCGCUUUCAAUGUCUACUUCUCACUUGGCGCACUUGAAAUCGCCCCUCCAAGAAGCUGUCGAAAAGAGGUUUUGGAAAUGAAAAAGGAACUCUGCAUCAUUUUUUUUCAGGAUGUCGUUAUGUUUGCCAUCUUCGUCAUGUGUCAUGCCUCGUGUUAAACGGAGAGAAACCUUUACGAGAGCAGAUGAUUUGUUGCAAAAGUCCAAGUCAACACUCAGAAUUACAAAGGUGAAACGAGCUGGUGAGUCGAGACAGCAGUGAGAGAACGAUUGAUGAAAUCCAGUUAGAUGAAUAGUUUGAUUUGAGAAUCUUUGACCACUGGACUGACCUUUCUGGCUACGCCACCUCGACCUCCGCCAAAACCUUUGAGAACUUUUCAAGAAACAGUUCGAAGACCUCAAGGGCUGAGUCUAUUACGCCUAAGCGUAUCGCGAAAUGAAGGUAAAUCGGAAAGAAAUCCGGGAAGAGAGUAUUAUUCAGGCACACCAUCUUCCUACACAAUGUCCUCAGUUGCUUUGCUGUCCAUGUGCAGCCAUGAAGAAUUUCUUGAAGCCAUAAGAGAAAGAUUCAAACAAGGACAAUGUUGGGUUAGUUGAUAAUACAUUCUUGUUUUGAACUUCUCUUACUUGAGUUCUCCCGCGGUGGACAACUUUAUUUUGUAAAUCCAUUCAAUGAUGUUUCUGCAACGCGACAUCUUUCCUAUUCCGUUAUCCCAACAGUGACUUCUUCGCUUAUCGAAACGAAGCAAAGCGCUCUUUUACUGAGGUUUGCAGGUUUUCAAUCUCAGGAAGAAGCUUUCUUUCAUUUGGUACUCUUUCCUCAAACAGUUGCUUGGAAAUCUUUGAAGCUUUGAAUGAAAAACAGAAAAAAGAAGACUUUUAGAACAGGCGAGUAGGAUAUUUCAAACGUCCCUUCUAAAAAACUGUGGACAUUUGAAGAUUGCGGUUUCCAAAAGCAAAUUUCGGGCAUAAAAUAUCAAAGCUAUUCCAGAGGAAUAUCGGGUUCGGGAAAGUCGCAACUAGCAGAAAUGGUUUGCUUAGACGUUGUUGACCGCAUGGACACCCAAGGGAGCAUCAGUGCCAUUUUAUACGCUGCACUCAUAGCUUUGCGUCCUUUUCUCUCCACUAACAACUCUCAAAACAACCAAGCAUCUAAAGCCGUUAGUGAAACUUUGAAUAUUUUGUUAAAAUCAUUCUUAAGGUGCUUCACUAUGAACUUCAAAUAAGGGAUGGACGGAUUUCCCGAGUUGCUACUCAUCAUUUUUUGAUUGAAUCUCCUAGUCGCGGAUGUCGAGCCAAUAUUUUCGCCAUGAUUGCAAAUGAUUUGAAAGAAUCUGAAAAGGGUAAAAGCCAAUCUGAACAAAAGUGAAAACGAAAGGUUUACUUAUAGAAAAGUACCGUAUUGCGGGCUUUCGGUUAAGAGACAACUGUUCGAACUAUGGUAACUUAGAAGACGUCAGCGCCGCUUUGACAACCUUGGGUCUCUCGGUCAACGACAUUUUCAAGGCUUGAAAGUCACACCUUCAUUUAAUUUCAAUCGCUGUUUCAUACAGGUUCUAGCUUCUUGCAUACUGCUCAACAACCUGAAUUUCCGAGAAGAAAAUAACAUGGUGGAUAUCGAAAACCUGCCAGGUAUAAAAAUAAAGUUUUUGGGUUUUCAGACCUUCAGACCUUUUUCCAGAUCUUGAAGACGCUUCUGCGCUUCUUGGAGUUUCGGCGCUAGCAAUGUAUCGAGCAAUAGUGACUUCGUCAAUAGAUGGAUUCGGUCGACAUUCCGUCAUGGAUGUAUGUUCAGUUAAUUUGGAGUGACUUCAUGUAUCAGACCAGAAGAGCCCAUCUCAAUUAGUCAAAAAACUGUUACUAAAGAUUUGUUUUCAAUUUAAGCCUUCAACUUUUCUUUUACAGUGUCAAACUAUUCGGGACAACUUUGUGUCCGCAAUCUACGCCAGAACUGUUCAUUACGUGCAACAAGAAAUCAACAAUUUGCUGGAUUCUUUUCCCGAUAAUGGAAGUCUCAUAACCGAUUCUGGUCAGAUGAAUGUGGCUAACCAGUUCGAAGAUUCGAUUUCAGGCGUCAGUGUUGGUAACAGUAGCACCGAUUCUCACACUAUACAUGUUGUGGAUGUUCCUGGCUACGUCCGAUCCAACAAUAACUCCUUGGCUGAGUUGCUCGUCAACUCUGUCAACGACAUUCUGCAAGCAACCAACCCAGAUUCCGUGAGUUGGGAGUUCUUUUUUCCUGAAGUAAUCCUCUUUUCAAAUGUCUAGACGUCAAUUCUUCUGCAGAAUAUUGAAUCAUCAAGUAAGUCGGGAGAAGUUUAUCCAUCUUGGCAAAGGUUUUCCCCUUGAGCUGAAAGCAACAAUAAUUCGUUUUAAGAGGCGGUACCACAGUUGUUCCACACUGUGAUAACAAUUUCGAAGUGCAAUACGACACGAGGAGAUUGAUCCGUAGAAAUUGCAAUAUUAUAUCCCGAGAGUUGGUAAGAUCCCAGCGGUUAUCUUCAGAAACGCGCGUAGACUAACGAAACAAUUUUAAAAAGAAAAAAAAAGAAAUGAAUUUUGUUUUUUCGGGAUUUCAUAAAAUGUUACAGAAAUGUACUUUGAAAACUUCAGCAAAAAAAAAUUUUUUUGACUCUUGCACUUUUGGUAAAAUAUAAAACCACGGAGUUUUGAAGUGAGAAUAUUAAAAAAACAUGAUAUUUUUUUCAAAAAAAUUCGAUUUUUUUGCUAUUUAGAAGAAAGUUUUUUUCCUUAACUUUUUUUCAAAUUCAAAAAGAUGUUCGAUAAUUUUAAAGCAUCAAAAGAAAAUAAUUUGCAAAAAAAAGUUAUACUCGUUUAGGUGGACCUUUUUGACAUCCGAUCAUGCACGUUCGCUUUCGCAGUCAAGCUGUUCUGCAAUGACGUCGAACGGCAAAUAAUCGAUAGGAAUUAUGAAUCUCGAGCUAUCGAUUGGCCAAUAAAGGGUGUCUCAGUUAUACAAAACGUACUGCAGUCAAUCAAAAAGCUGCAGUUUGUUAUUUCUGAUGCGACUACACAGCAGAUUAUUUGCUUGAAGGUAAAAGUCUGACGACUAAACUUUCAUCAAUUUUGUCAGUCAAAUGAUCACCUCGAGUAUGCACGGCUGCAAGACUUCACGCUGACAGGACAACUGGAACUCUAUCGAUUAGUAAUCGCGAACUCAAGCCGAUCUUCAUUGAGGUGACAGCUUCGGAGCAACUUUUGAAAAACCGACUUCAGAUUGGGGUCUACAAGAGAUCCUAGUUCUAUUCCUCUGAUUCCGAACCCUCGUAGUUAUGAAAUACGAGACGGGAGAAAACACAGGUUUCCACAGAGAAGGAAUGUUGUCAUUGAUUUUCAAGGUAAAAACUCUUCUUCUUAAAAACUAUCGUUUCCAAACCUUCUCUAAACAUUUGGAAGGAGAAAAAAAUUUCGAAUUUUGCAUUGUUUAGAAAACCGAAAAUUCAAAACUGUAGGACAACCUAAUAGAAUUAGGAGUUUUUGAUUUUAAAGCCUCUUUUCAUAAACAUGAAAAUUUGCGUAGUUAUUGAAAUUCAAGAAGUUCAUAGAGUACAUCUUGAGGUUCACUAAGAGAUUAAUAGACAAAAAGAAAGGAAAAAAAAAUGAACCUUGAACCAAUCCCAACUUCUUGACUUGUAUAAAGUUAUCGGUUUGCAGAUCCGACAAGUGGAGUUUCUUUACGAGCUGGAGAAAUCGUGAAGACUUUGGGUUUCUCCGGGGAAUGUUACCUAGUGGAGACUGGAAGGAAAGCACGUGCGACAGUCCCCGUUUCUUUCACGGAGAAAAGUAUUCCGCCAGCAGGAACUUUUCAUAAUUGA